Molecule: messenger RNA, 739 nt
Organism: Mercurialis annua (annual mercury)
Lineage: Eukaryota; Viridiplantae; Streptophyta; Magnoliopsida; Malpighiales; Euphorbiaceae
Product: protein LURP-one-related 11-like
Exons: 2
Coding region: 48-668 (206 amino acids)
Source: RefSeq, a predicted model, not a curated record
UUGAAUUAGUCUUAAAAGCAAUUAAUUUGCUAUUAAUUAACUGUGCAAUGGCAAAAAUACAUCCUCAAGCACUUCUCUCUUCUUCUACUCCACCUUCAUACUUCACAUCUAAACAAGAAACUUUUACAAUUUGGAUGAAAUCUCUGCUUUUAAGCGGCACGGGUUGUACUGUUUAUGAUUCAAACGGCGCUGUCGUUUAUCGCGUCGAUAACUAUAAUUGCAAGUGUGGCAAUGAAGUAUUUCUCAUGGAUUUAGAGGGCAAUGUCUUGUUCACCAUCCUAAGAAAGAAAUUGAAGAUGUUUAGUUGCUGGGAAGGAUACCGGUCCGGUGGCGAUGCUGAGAAGGUCAAGCAAUCUAAGCCAGGUUUUCAAGUAAGAAAAAACUUGAGCCUUGUAAAAGCAGGACUAGCAUGCAGAGUAAGUGUAGGAUUAGACAAAAACCAACCGUCGGCCGAGUACACGAUCGAAACCUGCAUCCGGAACGGCAAACCAACGUGCAGGAUCGUGGAUAAAUCUGGACUACACAUUGCAGAGGUGACGAGAAAGCAAUCAACGGGAGGGAUUAUAUUUGGAGAAGAUGUUUUGACAAUGGUGGUUGAGCCAUCUAUGGACCAUUCUCUUAUCAUGGGGAUGCUUAUUGUCUAUAAUCUAAUUAACUAUAAACUUUAACCAAAACUUACAUUUACAAUCAAACUCUCUCUGUUUAUUUUAUGAAAAGUGCUUAAUAGUUAAUUUAAUAA